Molecule: messenger RNA, 3742 nt
Organism: Siniperca chuatsi (mandarin fish)
Lineage: Eukaryota; Metazoa; Chordata; Actinopteri; Centrarchiformes; Sinipercidae
Gene: fem1a
Product: fem-1 homolog a
Exons: 1
Coding region: 197-2050 (617 amino acids)
Molecular function (GO): protein binding
Source: RefSeq, a predicted model, not a curated record
AAUCGUAAACAUAGACCUGUCAAACAACACAAACGCCAUCUUGACAGCACCCUCAAAAUGGCAGAAAGAUGUGAGCUAGAAACCGAGUCCAAACUAAGAUUCCUGCUCUCUGCUGUUUAAAACCAGACUCGCCAGUUUUUCCAUAAACAAGUGGUUAUGGGGUUGGUGUCCAGGGCGGCAGCACAGAGCCUGUAAAAUGGAUAUAACGACGGCGGUUUUCAACGCGGCCAGAGAUGGUAAGCUGAAACUUAUCCAGAAGUUGCUGAGCAACAAAACUCCUGAGGAGCUGGAGGCUUUAGCCGAGGAGAAAACACAGGGAGGCACCCCUCUGUUGAUAGCAUCUCGAUACGGACAUUUAGAUGUUGUAGAUUACCUCCUUGAACAUUGUAAAGCAAAUGUUGAACUCGGGGGGGCGGUUAACUUUGACGGCGAGACCAUCGAGGGGGCUCCGCCGCUGUGGGCUGCGUCGGCAGCCGGUCACCUCCCUGUGGUUAAGACGCUAUUAAAACACGGUGCCUCAGUGAACAACGCAACACUAACUAACUCAACGCCGCUCCGAGCUGCCUGCUUUGACGGUCACCUGGAGAUCGUCCGCUACCUGGUGGAGCACAAAGCUGACAUGGAGGUAGCCAACCGCCACGGCCACACCUGCCUCAUGAUCUCCUGUUACAAGGGCCACAAGGAGAUAGCCAAGUUCCUCCUGGACCGUGGUGCGGAUGUCAACCGCAAGAGUGUGAAAGGGAACACCGCCCUCCACGACUGUGCCGAGUCAGGCAGUCUGGACAUCAUGAAGAUGCUGCUAAAGUGCAGUGCUCGCAUGGAGAGAGAUGGAUAUGGUAUGACCCCACUCCUCGCUGCAAGUGUAACAGGUCACACCAACAUCGUAGAGUACCUCGCCCACCAGCCUCGCACUUCCAGAGAGGAACGCAUUGAUGCACUUGAACUCCUUGGGGCUACUUUUGUGGACAAAAAGCGGGAUCUCUUGGGGGCAAUGAGGUACUGGAGAAGGGCCAUGGAGCUGAGGCAACCAGGGGAUAAAGCUGGAUCCCUGGCCAAGCCUCCACCUGGGCCCCCUAUCCCUGCCUAUGGCUGUGCACAGGAGGUGAGCACUGCAGAGGAACUGGAAGCUUUGAUCACAGACCCUGAUGAAAUGAGGAUGCAGGCUUUGUUGGUUCGAGAGCGCAUCCUGGGGCCAUCGCACCCAGACACCUCUUAUUACAUCCGCUACAGGGGAGCUGUGUAUGCUGACUCAGGCAACUUUGAACGCUGCAUCAGCCUGUGGAAAUAUGCUUUAGACAUGCAGCAGAGCAACCUGGACCCUCUCAGUCCCAUGACAGCCUCCAGUUUCCUGUCCUUUGCAGAGCUUUUCUCUUUUGUUCUUCAAGACCGGGCCAAAGGCACCCUGUCAACGCGCAUCACCUUUCACGAUCUGAUGACUGUGCUGGGGAAAAGUGUGAGGGAGGUAGAGAGAGCUGUGGCACAGAAGGACAACCCUCCAGAAGCUCCUCAGUUCACCAAAGCCCUCUCCAUCAUCCUUCACCUCAUCUUUCUACUGGAGAAGCUGGAGUGCAGCCCAGAGCAGGAGCAUCAGAAGAAGCACACAGUGUACCGUCUGCUAAAGUUGAACCCUCGAGGUCGGAGCGGCUUCACCCCUCUCCACAUGGCUGUAGACAAGGAAACCACGUCUGUGGGCCGCUACCCUGUCGGCCGCUUCCCUUCCCAGGCGGUGGCAGCGCUGCUCCUAGAGUGUGGCGCAGAUGUCGAUUCACGUGACUGUGAGAACAACACUCCACUGCACAUUGCUGCUAACAACGGUUGCCCAGAGAAUAUGGCACUACUUAUGAAGGCCGGGGCUCACUUUGACGCUACAAAUGCACAGAGGAAGACAGCCUACGAGCUGCUGGAUGAGCAGAGCAGCGGGCACCCGGCCCUCUAUCCGCUGAACUACAUCACCCUUCAGUGCCUGGCGGCGCGUGCAAUUGAAAAGCACAGACUGCCCUACAGGGGACUCAUCUCUGAGGAGAUGGAGGCUUUCAUUGAGCUGCACUGACUCCCACUACUGUCCCCUGAUGAGGCACCCCUGCACUACUCUUCCUGUUGUCCCCCCAUACCUUACUAUGACCUGCCACAAACUUCAUUCUCCAUGCCAUUCUCCUCAUCUUUGUUUCCUUUUAAACCGCUUCGCUCCUGGCCCUACCAACCUUGUGUCAGACCAAAUCAUAGCAAUAAACAGCCAGCCUCUAGGCUUAAAUCUCGGGCUGAGAUCCGGUCAGUUAUCGCUUGAUUCUAAUGUUAAGUCACAAAGACUUUCAAAGUGAUUGUUGGUUUCUACUGCUGUUUAAAGCAGAGUGGAACUUCAACUUGAUAUAGGUUUUAAUGCAUUUUCCCUCUUUUAGUCCCAGUAAAAAGGAGACUUACAGUAUAAUGGUGCUUGUGUGGUUGGUGGUGGCUGGACUGUAUGAAAGAUGGGUUUUAGUAUUACUGAUUGGAAGAAUCUGAUCAUACUAGCCAGAUUAACAUGCAUGAAAAUGAAGAGUGAAUAUGGUAACUCACUUGUUGUUUUGCAGAUUGAUUCAGAAAGGAUGUGUUUGAACAAACUCAACCACCCAAACUUGCUUGUUGGCAAUUUCUGCUUGGUUCUGCUUGUUCACAUGUACCAUCUGCUAUGUUUCUUUGAUAUGGGAAGAUGUUGAAUUUACUGUGCCAAAUGUCAGCCAUGGAGCCAUGUUCUGUUACAGACUAAACUGGUGGCAAAAUGAAAAGCAACUAAAGCAACUUAUCUUUUUAAUUAUAAGCAAAAGUAAUAAUCUAAAGGUGAGACAUACAUGAAGCUUCCAGUUCCAGAAGAUAUUUGAUAUUUCAGACUGUGACAUGAUUUGCCUGCAGAGCCAUCAUUUCGAAAGACUUUUAUGAGAGUGAGGGUGAGUGGUAUCCCUUUUGACUAAGUAAAAAAAAAAGCUGGUACCGUUGUUUGGCUAACACUCCCCAGUCUCUACACAGACAUUUAUAACCUAUGCAGUUUGUGAUCAGAGGCAACGUUGUUCAAGCAAAAAUUCACUACAUAAACAGAUUUUACAUGGGAUUAUUCUUCCAUUUUACAUGCUUAUCUUGACUGAAACCUGCGGCUGCUUCACUGACAAUGAAUUGGCAUCUUCUGAAUUUAUAAACUAAGAAUAAUUUCUUGAAAUUUCUGCCUAUGUCCAAAUGAACUAUUUCAAACUAGAGCCUAAAGUGUGCCUACAUCCCUCUACUUCUAGGUAGUGUCAAUGUCAACAAAGAUAUUUAAUUCACUGUCAAAGAAGCAGCAUCAGAACUAGGGCAUUUUGUGAUGAUCACAACAGAGCUUAAGCCCUCGUGUUUGUAUCCACAAGAAAAGUCACAAGUUAUCUGUCUGAGAUCAUGUGUCAUUUCUGUUGUGGAGUGAAUUUUCCCUUUAAUCUCAGAUGCAGUUCACAGAAAUGGAACAGAUUCUAUUUCCUUCCUGCAUCUUAGUCUUAUUUUUAAUAGUCUCUCUUUUGUUUAUCUUGUGUCAUCAUGAAUGUUUUAUUUGUCUGUCUGUGCUAAGCAACACCAAGUAAGUUGAAUGCACACUGAGAGGCUCCAAAUCCUAAAUAGACAACUUACAUUCAGGCUAUGAACAGUAACUGCCUUUCUCUUUCUCAACUGAUUCGUUUAACUGAUGAUAACUCAAGAACAAAAGUGUGUUGGAGAUACUUGAAUAAAAUUCAGUGUCACAACAUAA